GACAGUUUCGUAUGCACUGCACACUCACUGAAUUCCUACUAAGUAAGGUUUUUUCAAAGAGUAAAGGUUUUUUAAUCUAUGCAACAUUUUUAUCUGCUGUCAGUCGCUCGUUGCAUCAUCGGUUUUAGGAUUUGAAACCAUGUCCAAGCCAACCGAUAAAAUUAUUCCUGUAGUCAAGGCUGAGGAGGAGGAGGCCGCCGAGGAGGAAGAUCUGGUAGACCCUCAGCAGGAACUAAGGGAUGCGUGUGCUCAGAAACAGGAUGCUCAAGCUCAGUGGGGGGUUUACCAAGAAUGUAAUGAUCGUGUAAAUUCCCGAUCCAACACUGCAGAGACCUGUGAACAGGAACUCAUUGACUAUCUGUAUGUCCUAGACCAUUGUGUUGGUAAGGAAAUCUUUAAAAAGCUAAAGUAAAGUUGACAACAAUUUCAAAAGUAGUGUUAUUUUAUUGUCAUCAUGAUGUGAAGGGUCUAGGUCUAUUUAUUAGUUUAUUUCUUUAAGUAAAAGUGUGAGAAUUGACAGAUGUUGUUGUUACAGUUUAUUUGUAAAUAAAAAUAAUCACAGUUACAA
Molecule: messenger RNA, 568 nt
Organism: Plodia interpunctella (Indianmeal moth)
Lineage: Eukaryota; Metazoa; Arthropoda; Insecta; Lepidoptera; Pyralidae
Product: cytochrome b-c1 complex subunit 6, mitochondrial-like
Exons: 3
Coding region: 140-412 (90 amino acids)
Biological process (GO): mitochondrial electron transport, ubiquinol to cytochrome c
Source: RefSeq, a predicted model, not a curated record